GUCAGAGCGCAUGCUGCACGGAGAAGGGAGGUACGGACUGUACUGCACGGUCUUUUUAUAUUUCGUAUGAGCACAACGCCUUGAUUUGUGAAGAUGUGGACGGCUAUAGGGAAACUGCUGCUUUUACAUAUGAUACUCGUGGGGUUUCUGCUGGUAAACGGAAAUAACCCGGACUGUGAAAGCGGUCAGUUUCAAUGCAGGAAUGGCAGGUGUAUCCCGACUCCAUGGAGAUGUGAUGAUGAUGAUGACUGCUCGGACAACAGCGAUGAGGAGAAUUGCCCAAAAAAGACAUGUGCCACAACAGACUUUGCAUGUAAGAAUGGGCAGUGUCUCCCGGCCCGAUGGAGGUGUGAUGGAGAACCGGAGUGUCCAGAUGGUUCGGAUGAAGCAGACUCCACCUGCAGUCGACAGACGUGUCCACCAGAGAAGUUUGACUGUGGUGGCUCGACGAGCAAAUGUGUGUCAGUGUCAUGGCGCUGCGAUGGUGAACAGGACUGUGAAAAUGGAGCAGAUGAGGAGCAGUGUGCUGCAGAUGCCAAGGCUUGCCCUGCUAAAGAGUUCCAGUGCCGUAAUCGUCUGUGUGUGGCUCCCACGUUCGUCUGUGACGGGGAUGAUGACUGCGGCGACGGCAGCGAUGAGGAGAAGUGCACGGCAGCCACCGCCAGCACCUGCGGGCCACAUGAGUUUCGCUGUAACGACUCGGAGUGUAUCCCAGCGCCGUGGAGCUGCGACGGAGACCCCGACUGCAGAGACAAGUCGGACGAAUCUCUGGAGCAUUGCAGCCGCAGGACAGAGCCUCAAAAAAACCACUGCACUGCGGGAGAGUUUCGGUGCAGGAGUGGAGAGUGUAUUCACCUCAACUGGAAAUGCGACGGAGAUGUAGACUGCAAGGACAAGUCUGAUGAGGCCAACUGUCCUGUGCUGACCUGUCGUCCUGAUGAGUUCCAGUGUGGCGAUGGCUCCUGCAUUCACGGCACUAAACAGUGUAACAAAGUGCACGACUGUCCAGAUUUCAGCGACGAGGCUGGCUGCAUCAACAAAACCACCAAAUGUGAAGGUCCUCUGAAGUUCAUGUGUAAGAGCGGGGAAUGUAUCGAUAGCAGUAAAGUGUGCGACAGUAUCAAGGACUGCAAGGACUGGUCUGAUGAGCCUGUGAAGGAGUGCGGUCUGAAUGAAUGUGCCAUUAACAAUGGAGGCUGCUCUCACAUAUGUAAGGACCGGCAGAUCGGCUAUGAGUGUGAAUGUCCCUCGGGCUACAAGCUCCUGGACAAGAAGACUUGUGGAGACAUAGACGAAUGCGAGAACCCUGAUGCCUGCACUCAAAUAUGUAUCAACCUCAAAGGCGACUACAAAUGUGAAUGCUAUGAGGGUUACGAGAUGGACCCGGUUACCAAGACGUGUAAAGCAGUGGGUAAGAGCCCAUAUCUUAUGUUUACUAACCGCCAUGAAAUCCGGCGCAUUGACCUGCUGAAGAAGGACUAUACGCAGGUAGUGCCAACCCUGAAGAACGCCGUGGCCCUAGAUGUGGACGUGACCACCAACAAGAUGUACUGGUGUGACCUCUACCAUCGCAAGAUCUUCAGCGCGUACAUCAGCAAAGCCAGCGAUGCUUCUCAACAGUUCACGCUCAUAGACACUGCGCUACAUUCCCCAGAGGGCUUAGCAAUGGACUGGGUCCAUAAGAACAUCUACUGGACCGACUCUGGACACAAAACUAUCUCUGUGGCGACUGGCGAUGGCAAGAAGAGGAAGGUGUUGAUCGACACAGAGCUUGGGGAACCGCGUGCCAUCGCCGUUGACCCAAGACAAGGGUUCAUGUACUGGUCAGAUUGGGGAACGCAGGCGAAGAUUGAGAAAGCCGGAAUGAACGGGGUAGAUCGGCAGGUUCUGGUUUCAGAGAGGAUUGAGUGGCCCAAUGGGAUUGCACUCGACCUGUCUAGUAGACGACUCUACUGGGUGGAUUCCAAGCUCCAUCUCAUCUCCAGUGUGGACCUGAAUGGAGACAACCGUAGAGUUUUGCUGUCCUCCAUGGAUCAUCUCGGACAUCCCUUUGCCCUGACUCUUUUUGAGGACCGGGUUUACUGGACAGACUUGGAGGCUGAGGCCAUCUACAGUGUAAACCGGCUGACAGGGCAUGAUGUGGCGAUGCUGGCUCAACAUCUCAACAACCCUCUGGAUGUGGUGGUGUUCCACGAGCUCCGGCAGCCUCAAGCUCCAGAUACAUGCAACAUGGGGAGUUUGCCCAAUGGAGGCUGUGAGUACCUGUGCCUCAGAGCUCCUCAGAUCACAGACCACUCGCCCAAGUACACGUGUGCCUGUCCUGACAGCAUGGAACUGGGCCCAGACAUGCGCCGCUGUGUGACAGUCAAACCCAAAACGACAACUUCUGCAAGUACAACCACUAUUACGACACCAGAACCUUCUACUACUGUGACUCCUACAACCACCACUCCAGCUACAAACACCGAUACAGCUACAACAACCAGUACAAUCUCCACAACUACACCUAUAGCUACAGUAUCAAGUACAACCACCAUCAGCCCCACCACAACCACUCAUUCCAGCUCACGUCAUUCCACCAUCACACACACCUCAGCCACUUCAACCCUAGUGACCACUCAGUCUAGCACUACAUCACCAUGGAAACAGUCAACCUCCACCCAGACGACAGCAGAUCACAGACAGACAUCUACAACCAUCACCCACGGCAACAGCAUACAAGGUGCCAAUGGCAAUCUCUCUCACCGCGCUGGCAGUGGAAAUGACCACUUCCUCCUUGGUAGCAAUAUAACCGUUGCGGUUCUGGGUAUAGUCAUUCCAAUAGUUCCUAUCCUUGCCACAGUGAUCAUCGGCCUGAUGUGUACCGGAGGCUACCUGGUGUGGCGCAACUGGAGGAGACGGAACACCAAGAGCAUGAACUUCGACAACCCCGUUUACCGCAAGACCACAGAGGAUGACGACGACGAAAUCCACAUCGGCCGCAGCGAGCAGAUCGGCCACGUCUACCCUGCACGCGUGGCGCUCAGUCCAGACGAUGACGGAUUCCCCUGAGGGCGAUUCUUGUAGUUGCUCUCUCCUUCUCCGUCCCUGAAUCCAUGCGUCCUUUAGUCCUCCAUCUCUCCUUCCAUCGAGGAGGUCGCAUGAGACAACGCAGCAAGGCACAGAGAGCCAAAAGGACACAAGAGCACUUGCUCUGCACAGCCAAGAGCUACAAACUGGUCACUCGAGUCAGAUUUGACCCUUCUAAGAGAUCUGCAGCCACUAUCUGGAGAUGAAGGGUUUCACCUCCCAGUUUUGAGAGCACUGCAGGGACUCGCCACGCUGCUCCUUCACCCCACUCCACUGUGACUAACAUUCGUAAUAUCCGUAACUCCUCCUCAUCACUGUCUACCUGUCAUCCCCAUCGGCCCAACAUUGCUUUUGAAAGGGCUACCAUUCUUUUAAAAUGGACGAUACACUGGACAAUACGCUGGAACCUCUCCUGGAACAGUGCUCUUUAGUUUGGUGGACUUGUAGAGCUGAACCGCUGAUGAGUCGGGCCCUCCACACCCAUGGGUAACAUUCCCGUCUGUUCUCUUUGUGACCUGUGUGAAAAAAAAAAGACCUGUUUUGGUUUGCCCCUAUGAGAUCAUGUUGACAUGAUGUAUAUUACUUGAACUGUUCAUUUUUUGUAUGGUUUGUAGGGGGAGGAAGGAGGGCCUGUUAUUCCUGUCAUUUGAGGAAACAUGCGUCCCGGUCAUUCCAUUGCUGUAUGGAGACAUUUGUACACUGUUUGUUGCACAAACUUUUUCAAGAAGCCUUCUGCACUGUGUAAAUGAUUACAUAGGAUGGGGGGAAGGGUAGCCGUUGCUGUCAAAUGAGUCUGAAUCAUGAUUUGUAAAUAUGUUUUCAUACAGCAAAACUUUUGAUAAGGUUUUAAACAUUUCUUGUAAAAAGAAGAUGUGUAUAUUAGUCUCCUGGACAAAAAAAGAGUGUAGACCAUACAUGGAUUUAUUUGUACUCGAGAGCACUGGAUUUCUUUACUACUUGAUUGUAACUAAAAAUUAAUAAUCUGCCAAAGUGUUUGUUUUUUUUUUUCUUCCUCCUGGUCUUAAUUUGAUUUUGGCUUUUUAACCGUAAACAUUGCAGAAAUAGUGUUUAAUUUGUAUUUGUACAUUUAUUUAAUAGAUAAAUUAAAUUGUAAUUCUAUUUAAUAGGUUACACUCAGUGUUGAAAGAGAGGGUUACAGUUUAAUUUAUUGGUGCCUUGUAUGUGUUCAUGUAUAUUUUCCAAUAAUGUUAUGUUUUGUUUGCUUUUCUGGUGUCUGUGUCAGUGGGUCAGAGGUGGUGGGAAUAGGGAGGGGGUUUUAACAUUAGCAAAACUGUACUUACAUGGAAUAUCUGUACUGUAUGCCAAAAUGGUCUCA
This is a messenger RNA of Sinocyclocheilus rhinocerous, 4405 nucleotides long. RefSeq names its product low-density lipoprotein receptor-related protein 8-like. The record is from RefSeq and is a predicted model, not a curated record. The transcript is spliced from 21 exons. The coding region runs from base 94 to 3051 and encodes 985 amino acids. Gene Ontology annotation, cellular component: plasma membrane; signaling receptor complex. NCBI's taxonomy places the organism in Eukaryota, Metazoa, Chordata, Actinopteri, Cypriniformes, Cyprinidae. Gene Ontology annotation, molecular function: calcium ion binding; protein binding.